This is a messenger RNA of Charadrius vociferus (killdeer), 1550 nucleotides long. RefSeq names its product tubulin alpha-5 chain-like. NCBI's taxonomy places the organism in Eukaryota, Metazoa, Chordata, Aves, Charadriiformes, Charadriidae. The record is from RefSeq and is a predicted model, not a curated record. Gene Ontology annotation, cellular component: microtubule; cytoplasm. Gene Ontology annotation, molecular function: structural constituent of cytoskeleton; GTP binding. Bases 73 to 1374 code for a protein of 433 amino acids. The transcript has 4 exons. Gene Ontology annotation, biological process: microtubule cytoskeleton organization; mitotic cell cycle.
AGUGCAGCUAACGCUUCCUCCUCCUCCAGACGUGAGUGCAUCUCCGUCCAUGUCGGCCAAGCCGGCGUCCAGAUGGGCAACACCUGCUGGGAGCUGUACUGCCUGGAGCACGGCAUCCAGCCCGAUGGGCAGAUGCCCAGCGACAAAACCAUCGGUGGAGGGGACGACUCCUUCACCACCUUCUUCUGCGAGACCGGGGCUGGCAAGCACGUCCCACGGGCCAUCUUUGUGGACCUGGAGCCCACAGUGAUUGAUGAGGUUCGGGGAGGAGUCUACCGACAGCUCUUCCACCCUGAACAGAUGAUCACCGGCAAGGAGGAUGCUGCCAACAAUUAUGCCCGUGGACACUACACCAUCGGCAAAGAGAUCAUCGACCAAGUGCUGGACAGGAUCCGGAAGCUGGCUGACCAGUGCACAGGACUCCAGGGCUUCCUCGUGUUUCACAGCUUUGGAGGAGGAACUGGGUCUGGCUUCACCUCCCUGUUGAUGGAACGACUCUCCGUUGACUACGGCAAGAAGUCCAAGCUGGAGUUCUCCAUCUACCCCGCGCCACAGGUCUCCACUGCUGUGGUGGAGCCCUACAACUCCAUCCUCACCACACACAGCACCUUGGAGCAUUCGGACUGUGCUUUUAUGGUGGACAAUGAGGCCAUCUAUGACAUCUGCCGCAGGAACCUGGAUAUUGAGCGCCCGACCUACACCAAUUUGAACAGACUCAUCAGCCAGGUUGUCUCAUCCAUCACAGCAUCAUUGAGGUUUGACGGGGCCUUGAACGUCGACCUGACCGAGUUCCAGACCAACCUGGUGCCCUACCCUCGCAUCCACUUCCCCCUGGCCACCUACGCUCCUGUGGUUUCGGCUGAGAGAGCUUAUCAUGAGCAGCUGUCAGUGGCUGAGAUCACCAACUCCUGCUUUGAGCCGGCCAACCAGAUGGUGAAGUGUGACCCUCGCCAUGGCAAGUACAUGGCCUGUUGCCUGCUGUACCGCGGGGACGUGGUGCCCAAGGAUGUCAACGCCGCCAUUGCCACCAUCAAGACCAAGCGCAGCAUCCAGUUUGUGGACUGGUGCCCCACGGGCUUCAAGGUGGGCAUCAACUACCAGCCACCCACGGUGGUGCCGGGGGGAGACCUGGCCAAGGUGCAGCGCGCCGUCUGCAUGCUGAGCAACACCACGGCCAUCGCCGAGGCCUGGGCUCGCCUGGACCACAAGUUUGACCUGAUGUACGCCAAGCGAGCCUUCGUGCACUGGUACGUGGGCGAGGGCAUGGAGGAAGGGGAGUUCUCCGAGGCACGGGAAGACAUGGCUGCUCUGGAGAAGGAUUACGAGGAGGUGGGCCUGGACUCCUACGAGGAUGAAGAGGAAGGCGAGGAGUAGAGAAGCCCCUGUCAAAAAAGACCAUGCUCCUUCCCCGUGUUACCCGCAGAAACCCUUUGCAAUAAACCAUUUCAGAGCCUCCGUGUCUCCCACUAACCCCCCCCAGCUGUAUUGGUUUCUAGCCAGGUCAGGUGUGUGGUGAGUGCUUCAGCUCUGCUGCUGGUGCUGCUAUGCUU